Arachis ipaensis is the source of this 4760-nucleotide messenger RNA. RefSeq names its product Transducin/WD40 repeat-like superfamily protein. The record is from RefSeq and is a predicted model, not a curated record. NCBI's taxonomy places the organism in Eukaryota, Viridiplantae, Streptophyta, Magnoliopsida, Fabales, Fabaceae. Gene Ontology annotation, molecular function: protein binding.
CUGAGAAAGAAAAAAAACUUAAAAAAGAACGGGAAGGAAAUGUUCGAUAGCACAUCAGAGCAAAGUCGUCAGAGAUCUCCGUUUUGCACAAUUGCAGAAGCACCAAGACAAUUCCAUUUAUUGGAGCCUCCAACGCUAGACCGCUCAUAAAUCCGCGCUUAGCAUCAACCAUCUUUCAAAUCUGAACCCGCCUCGCUACAAACGUGCUGCUUAUUCCUGUUUGGUUACUCAGAAAACAAGAAAGGAAAAGGAAGAGGAAAGGUGCAUGGUUGUUAGCGAGGAAGAAGUUUUUGUAGCUCGAUGUCGUUGACGUGCGUUCAGUGAACGCACAUUCGUCAAAAAGAAAAUUCACAUGGAAUCUGAGCUCUCCAGAGAUUUAAGCUAAAUCUGAAGCGCUUCUCCAAUCUUCGCUACUUUCUGUGAAUCUGUUUCUCUUUGUUAUUUCCACUGUUCUAGCUACCAGAAGAGGAGAAGAUGCUGCGGCUGAAAGCCUUCCGGCCUUCCACUGACAAAAUCGUUAAGAUCCAGUUGCAUCCGACGCAUCCAUGGAUGGUAACCGCCGAUGAUUCAGAUCGAGUCUCCGUUUGGAAUUGGGAACACCGUCAGGUGAUAUAUGAGCUGAAAGCUGGUGGAGUGGAUGAGCGACGUUUGGUCGGCGCAAAAUUGGAGAAGCUUGCAGAGGGAGAGACAGAGUCUAAAGGGAAACCUACAGAAGCCAUUCGAGGAGGAAGUGUUAAGCAGGUGAAUUUUUAUGAUGACGAUGUACGCUUUUGGCAACUUUGGCAUAAUCGAUCGGCAGCUGCAGAGGCGCCUACAGCUGUCCAUCAUCUCAGUUCAGCUUUAAGUUCUCCUGCCCCAACUACAAAAGGAAGGCAUUUUCUUGUCAUAUGUUGUUUAAACAAAGCUAUUUUUUUGGACUUGGUGACAAUGCGUGGUCGUGAUGUACCGAAGCAAGAGCUUGAUAACAAGUCACUUCUCUGCAUGGAGUUCCUUUAUAGAUCUGGUGUUGGUGAUGGUCCUCUUGUUGCUUUUGGUGCAUCUGAUGGUGUCAUUAGAGUUCUCUCAAUGAUCACAUGGAAGCUUGUGCGGAGGUACACUGGUGGUCAUAAAGGAUCAAUCUCUUGCUUAAUGUCCUUCAUGGCUGCUUCUGGUGAGGCUCUUUUGGUCUCAGGAGCCAGUGAUGGAUUGCUCAUAAUUUGGAGUGCUGACCAAGGGCCAGAUUCACGGGAACUUGUGCCCAAGCUGAGCUUAAAAGCACAUGAUGGUGGGGUUGUUGCUGUUGAGCUGUCUAGGGUGAUGGGAGGUGCUCCUCAGCUAAUUACAAUUGGUGUGGAUAAGACAUUAGCUAUAUGGGACACAGUCUCCUUUAAGGAGCUGCGGCGCAUAAAGCCAGUCCCAAAGUUGGCUUGCCACAGCGUGGCUUCAUGGUGUCAUCCCCGAGCUCCAAACCUUGAUAUUCUAACCUGUGCUAAAGAUUCUCACAUAUGGGCAAUUGAACAUCCCACUUAUUCUGCUCUCACAAGGCCAUUGUGCGAAUUGUCCACAGUUAUUCCUCCACAAGUUCUUGCUCCUAAUAAGAAACUGAGGGUGUAUUGUAUGGUUGCACACACCUUGCAGCCACAUCUUGUUGCUACUGGAACCAAUAUUGGUGUUAUUAUCUGCGAGUUUGACCCUAGAUCUCUUCCACCUGUAGCUCCGCUACCAACCCCAUCAGACAGCAGAGAACAUUCUGCUGUAUUUGUAGUUGAAAGGGAACUAAAGCUAUUAAAUUUCCAGUUAAACAACUCAGCAAAUCCAUCUCUUGGAAAUAAUAGCUCCUUGUCAGAAACUGGAAGAUCAAAGGGAGAUUUUUUUGAACCAUUGCCUGUCAAGCAGGGGAAGAAGCACAUUAGUACACCUGUUCCACAUGAUUCAUACUCUGUGCUUUCUGUGAGCAGUUCAGGGAAGUAUGUUGCAAUUGUUUGGCCAGAUAUUCCUUACUUCUCUGUAUACAUGGCUAGUGAUUGGUCAAUUGUUGACUCUGGAACUGCAAGGCUUCUUGCUUGGGAUACAUGCCGUGACAGAUUUGCUAUAUUGGAAUCAGCAAUUCCCCCAAGACUUCCUGUUCUUCCCAAGGGUAGUUCAUCAAAAAGAGCAAGAGAGGCAGCUGCAGCACAAGCAGCAGCUGCUGCUGCCGCAGCAGCUUCCUCAGCUUCUGUUCAAGUCCGCAUCUUAUUAGAUGAUGGAACAUCAAAUAUACUAAUGAGAUCUGUUGGUACACGCAGUGAACCGGUGAUUGGUUUGCAUGGAGGGGCACUGCUUGGAGUUGCCUAUCGGUCAUCUAGGAGAGUCAGUCCUAUUGCCGCCACAGCUAUUUCAACAAUCCAGUCUAUGCCUUUAUCUGGUUAUGGAAGUAGUGGUGUUUCUUCAUUUUCUACUUAUGAUGAUGGAUUUUCUUCAUACAGAUCUCCAGCUGAGGCAGCACCUCAAAACUUCCAGCUAUACAGUUGGGAGACAUUCCAGCCUGUGGGCGGUUUACUUCCCCAGCCAGAAUGGACUGCUUGGGACCAAACUGUUGAAUACUGUGCAUUUGCAUAUCAGCAAUACAUAGUCAUCUCUUGUUUGCGCCCUCAAUAUAGAUACCUGGGAGAUGUUGCAAUCCCAUAUGCUACUGGUGGCGUUUGGCACCGCAGACAAUUGUUUGUGGCUACACCAACUACUAUAGAAGUUGUGUUUGUAGAUGCUGGGGUUGCACAAAUUGACAUUGAAACAAAGAAGAUGAAGGAAGAGCAGAAAAUGAAAGAAGCACAGGCAAGAGCAGUAGCUGAGCAUGGAGAGUUAGCACUAAUUACAGUAGAUGGUCCCCAAGCUACUACAGAAGAAAGAAUAUCAUUGAGGCCACCAAUGUUGCAGGUAGUACGAUUGGCUUCAUUUCAGCAUGCUCCUUCAGUGCCACCUUUCUUAUCAUUGCCAAAACAAUCUAGAGUUGACACCGAUGACUCUUGGAUGGGAAGGGAAGCAGAAGAGAGAAAGGCUAGUGAGGUGGCUGUUGGUGGUGGGGGUGUCUCUGUGGCAGUAACUCGUUUUCCGAUGGAGCAGAAACGCCCGAUUGGACCUCUUGUUGUGGUAGGCGUCAGAGAUGGAGUUCUUUGGCUAAUUGACAGGUACAUGUUCGCUCAUGCCUUAUCCUUGAGUCAUCCUGGUAUUCGUUGCCGAUGUCUUGCUGCUUAUGGCGAUGCUGUUAGUGCAGUAAAGUGGGCAAGUAGGCUUGGGAGAGAACAUCAUGAUGAUUUAGCACAAUUUUUGCUAGGAAUGGGCUAUGCCAAUGAAGCACUUCAUUUACCUGGAAUAUCCAAGAGGUUGGAGUUCGAUUUGGCAAUGAAGAGCAAUGAUUUGAAGAGAGCUCUCCAGUGUCUUCUUAACUACUGGUCUUGGUUUGAAUGACAUUCUUAAUUUAUCUGACAAGAAACAAGAUGUCGUUGAAGGUGUUCAGGGUAUAGUGAAAUUUGCAAGAGAGUUCUUGGAUCUUAUUGAUGCUGCAGAUGCUACUGCACAGGGUGAAAUUGCUCGUGAAGCUCUCAAGAGGCUAGCUGCAGCUGCUUCAGUGAAAGGUGCUUUACAAGGUCAUGAGUUGAGAGGAAUGGCAUUACGCCUUGCAAAUCAUGGGGAAUUGACUCGGCUAAGUGGUUUGGUAAACAACUUAAUCACACUUGGGUUGGGACGGGAAGCUGCAUUUGCUGCUGCUGUUUUGGGAGACAAUGCUCUAAUGGAGAAAGCAUGGCAGGAUACUGGCAUGCUGGCUGAGGCCGUGCUACAUGCUCAUGCACACGGACGUCCAACGUUGAAGAACUUGGUUCAGGCCUGGAACCAAAUGCUACAAAGAGAGGUUGAGCCUACCCCGUCACAGAAGACAGAUGCUACAGCUGCAUUUUUAGCUUCUCUUGAGGAGCCUAAGCUUACAAGUUUGAAGGAAGCAGGGAAGAAACCACCCAUCGAAAUCCUACCUCCAGGGAUGAUGUCUCUUGAUGCUCCUAUAUCAAUCCAGAAAAAACCAGCUGCUGCUGCUGCCCAGAAUUCAUUAACACCACCGGGAAAGCCAUUGGCACUUGAAGCACCUCCCACAACCACAGCAACGCCAGAGGGUGCUACGCAGCAGCCUGAUUCCACACAGCAGCCUGAUUCCACACAGCAAUCUGAAUCCACACAGCAAUCUGAGUCGACACCUCCUGCCCCAGUUAGUGAUCAACCUCCAUCAGAAUCUACAUCAGAAUCCACGCCAGCUCCAGAGGCCGCUCCACCUGAGCCAGAGUCAGGUGAAACCAAGGUCGAUAAUGUAGCUCCUACCGCUGCGCCAGUCUCUGCCACAAAUGCAACUGCUAGUGGGGAAACUGCUCAAGCCACACCUCCGAGCAAUCCAGCACCACCAGAGGCACCAUCACCGGUAGCAGAGGUGCCAUCACCACUAGCAGAGGCUCCUGAGACAAAUGUUUCUAUUACAGGACCUGUGAAUGAUCCAUUCUUGUGAUUGGUAUUCAACAUCACUACAGCGUGAGCACUUGGAAAUUGAAUUUAUUUACAAUUCAAGUUUUACCAUCUUUUGUAAAGAAACCAUUUUAGGUGUGAAUGAAAUCUAGUAUAAUUAAUUAGUUUGCAACAAAUUUACCCAACAAACGUGCUAUUAUACCGAGAAUUUUUUUUUUUUCCAUUUUCCCUGUACUAUUCUCGAUUUUUGUAGAUGAGUUUACCAAGAUUAAGUGUUGUAUACUUGUAUCACAUUCUUU